UAUAGUCUCAAAGAAAAGGGGUCUCAUUGUCCUCUUGACCAGGAGUAACACGCUCUCUCUCACCUUUCUUUUGCACAUCACUCACAACAUGCGCAUCGCAGUAUUGCUAUCCUUUAUUCUAGCCUCUCUUUAUGAGGUGUCUGCAGUCGAAAACACGAGUCCAUUCCUAGCAUGGUCGCCUCGCAAGUUCGCCGUCAGCCAGGGAUUGAACAAGCAGCUUAUCUCGGUUGAGAAUCUUCGGCAGGGCGUAUACAAUUUUGUGGAUUGCUCGCACAAGGCGAUCCUAGUUGUUGAUGAGCCCGAGCUGCAUGCUUCUGACCUAGGACAGAGAGGAAGAGAUGGGCUAAAGAACCAGGUCCAAGGAGCCGCAAGUUCUCUUCAAAUCCCUUUCGUGGAGGGUGGUGUUGAUCUUGAGAAGUUAGCGGAACGUCUCUCUCAGAAAUGUCACACGUCGUUUAUUGAUACUAGUGUGGUCGAGGUGAGCUCCGUUCAUGACCCUUCUGUCUUCUACCAGAGUUUGACAUCCGAUUCCAAGUUUGAGAAUGACAAUGCUCUAGAACGCACCAUCAAGGAGAUCCGCAUCAACUUUCAGGACAACUUCUUGGUCCUGUACUCAUCUAGUCACACCAAGGUCUUCCCCUCGAAGCGUCAGCUGCAUGCCCGACAACUGCCAGGGGAGCCAACACCCACAAAACAGGCCGGAAUUUUCCACCAAUACACGUUUUUCUCACAGGGCAUCUUUAUGGGCUUGUUGAUCAUGGUGAUCGUCAUUCCUAUCGCUAUCAUGGGAGUUUUCUGGAACCUCAGCGUGCAGCAACCACAGCGCUUUGAGAAGAAGCAAAACUAGAUAUUAUCUUCUAUGCAGUCCUGCACGCGAAACCAGAUACCAUUACUUCGAUAGCACCUUCCUCUUCUCAGUCCUUGUGAUCAACAAGCAGGCCCAUGAGCCAUAUUCACUAUAAAUGCCUAGAUGAGUCGAUGCUAGUUCAAGGGCCAAAUUGCACCUCAUUGACGCUGCAGAACAACAUGUACUGUGUGCUUUAUGCAGCCGGGUACCGCAUUUUUCUCGAAUACCCUUAAUUAGUCAUUUCAUAACCUUUAAGCUGUCCAGGGAGUAAUCCUGA
Molecule: messenger RNA, 1124 nt
Organism: Gamsiella multidivaricata
Lineage: Eukaryota; Fungi; Mortierellomycota; Mortierellomycetes; Mortierellales; Mortierellaceae
Exons: 6
Coding region: 89-847 (252 amino acids)
Biological process (GO): fungal-type cell wall biogenesis; (1->6)-beta-D-glucan biosynthetic process
Cellular component (GO): endoplasmic reticulum membrane
Source: RefSeq, a predicted model, not a curated record